Molecule: messenger RNA, 1668 nt
Organism: Onthophagus taurus
Lineage: Eukaryota; Metazoa; Arthropoda; Insecta; Coleoptera; Scarabaeidae
Product: luciferin 4-monooxygenase-like
Molecular function (GO): CoA-ligase activity
Source: RefSeq, a predicted model, not a curated record
GCGGUUUGUUGCGUUCGAAUUUUUAUUCAAACAUGGAUCGUAUAUUAAAUGGGCCGGAUUUUAUAACACCGAUUCCAUUGGUUUCAAUUGGAAUAAGAUUAUUUGAAAAAUUAAAAGAAAAAGAAGACGAUGUUUUAUACGUUGAUGUUUCAAAAGAUACUAAACUUACAAACAAAGAAUUUUUAAUUUUAUGCUGUAAAUUAGCGGAAAGUCUUCGAAAUUGUGGGUUUAAACAAAACGACGUUUUAGCUAUUUCCGCUGAAAAUAGUAUUUAUUAUAAUGUUCCCACAGUUGCUGGUUUAUUUCUUGGGAUGAUUACAGGAUUUAUUAACCAAAAUUACACUAAAAAUGAAUUUUUACACCUUUUGAAUAUAUACCAACCAAAAAUCAUUUUUAUGUCUUCAAAAUUACUCCAAUUCUUUGAAUCAUCCGAUUCAAUAAAAAUCGUAAUUUUAGAUGAAGAAGAAAUUCCAGGUUAUGAUAACCUAAAUAUGUUUAUUAAAAAAUAUUGCGAACCUAAUUUUCUCAUCAAAAAUUUUAAACCUGUUGAUGUAAAUACUAUUGAGCAACUUGCGUUUAUUGCAUCUUCUUCUGGUACCACUGGUUUAUCAAAAGCUGUUAUGAUAACUCAUGAUAACACAGCAAUAAGAGUGAAUCACAUAAGUGACCCAAGAUUUUCUUUAGCAAAAAAAGAAGUUGUUUUAUUAGUAGUACCAAAUUUUCACGUUUUUGGUAUAUUAGUUAGUAUUUGUGGAAUUAUCAAUGGCAAUAAACUGGUUAUAAUGCAAAGAUUUGACGAAGAAACCUACCUAAAAUCCAUCGAAAAAUAUAAAAUAACAAAUUUACCCAUCGUUCCAACGAUAAUUUACAGGUUAGUUAAAAGUUGUAUUCUUAAAGAUUAUAAUGUCUCAACGGUCGAGGAAAUUCUUUGUGGGAGUACACCACUAAGUGAAAGCGUCGAAAAAGAAUUCAUCAAAUUAUUUCCGAAUUUACAAAGUUUUCGUCAAAUUUAUGGUUUAACUGAAUCAACGUUUGGGAUUACUGUAAUGCCAACGGGAGAGACAAAAGUUGGAUCAUCGGGGAAAAUCGUUCCUGGAAUGUCGCUUUGUAUUUGCGAUGAAUUUGGUAAUCGCUUAGGUCCUAAUCAACGAGGAGAAAUUAAUUUAAAAGGUAGAAUGGUAACUAAAGGUUAUUAUCGUAACCCAAAAGCAACAAAAACCACUUUUAUCGACGGUUGGUUACACACCGGAGAUGUUGGUUAUUACGAUGAAGAAGGUUUCGUUUUUAUCGUCGAUAGACUCAAAGAUUUGAUUAAAUACAAAGGGUUUCAAGUUCCACCAGCUGAAGUAGAAGGAAUUUUAAUAUCUCAUCCAAAUGUUAAAGCAGCUUGUGUUGUUGGUAAACCAGAUGAAUUUGCUGGGGAGUUACCAACUGGUUUCGUGGUUAAACAACCAAAUUCAAAUGUAACUGAAGAGGAAUUGAUUCAAUUCGUAGCUGAACGAAUUUCAAAAACGAAACAUUUACAUGGAGGAAUUUAUUUUUGGGAUGAGUUACCACUUACAGCUAGUGGCAAAAUUCAAAGACACAUCCUGAGGGAUUCCUUCAAAUAAUUAUAUAGUAUUGAUUAUAAAAUGUAAUGUGGCAUGAUGAAAAUAGAAGUUUUGAAAA